UUGUCAGUAAACGAACACCAGACGUCUGAAGAAAACGCAGAAAACAGAACCACAUCUAUCGCGUGUACGAUUCAACAGAUUUUGUGUUAAAAUAGAAAAGUGCUUAAAACAAAGUGAUGAAUUCGAGUGUAUACAAGCGUCCAUCGGACGCGCUCGUCGCUGUUCCGCAGAGCAAAAAGUCCCGAACGGACUUGGUCUCCUACACGGCGAAAGAUAAACAGUUGAUGGAACAGCAGAACGUCGAGCGAACAUCCAGUCUGCUGGCCCCGAUAAUGCUACUCGAGGGCCACGGGGGAGAAAUAUUUUCAACGGAAUUCCACCCGGAAGGGGACCUUCUAGUUUCGUCCGGUUUUGAUCGACAGAUUCUGCUUUGGAACUUUCACGGCGAAUGCGAAAACGUAGGAAUGAUGACCGGCCAUUCGGGCUCGGUAAUGGAGGUACAUUUCUCGCCGGAUGGGAGCAAUAUUUACAGUUGCAGUACGGAUAAGUUUGUCGCUGUGUGGGAUGUUCCGACUUGUACCCGGAUUCGCAAACUGAAGGGUCAUUCACAUUUUGUUAAUAGCUGCAGCGGUGCGCGACGUGGGCCCACCUUGAUUGUGUCCGGCUCGGACGAUUCCACUAUCAGAAUUUGGGAUGCACGUAGAAAGAGUGGCAUCCACACCUUUGAUAACCGGUUCCAGGUGACUGCAGUUUGCUUUAACGAUACUGCUGAGCAUGUCAUUUCCGGUGGAAUUGAUAAUGAGAUCAAGAUUUGGGAUAUUCGCAAAAAAGAAGUGAUUUAUCGGCUCCGAGGACACACCGAUACUGUUACGGGUUUGGCGCUGUCCCCAGACGGCUCCUAUUUAUUGAGCAAUUCGAUGGAUAAUACGCUGCGGAUUUGGGAUGUUAGGCCGUACGCUCCUGCCGAGCGAUGCGUUAAAAUAUUCAGCGGACAUCAACAUAACUUUGAGAAGAACUUACUGCGAUGCGCCUGGUCACCGGAUGGGUCUAGAAUAAGCUCUGGGUCAGCGGACCGGUUCGUUUACAUCUGGGACACAACGUCAAGGCGGAUACUGUACAAGCUUCCCGGUCACAACGGAAGCGUUAACGACGUCGAUUUUCACCCGACAGAACCGGUCGUCGUGUCGGCAUCCAGUGACAAAACGCUUUAUCUGGGAGAACUCGACGGAUAAUUUCUUUCUAAAAUAAACAAUUGAUCCUCUGCAUCUUCUACAUCUUUUA
Messenger RNA from Wyeomyia smithii (pitcher-plant mosquito), 1221 nucleotides. Its product is annotated as U5 small nuclear ribonucleoprotein 40 kDa protein. Gene Ontology annotation, cellular component: catalytic step 2 spliceosome. NCBI's taxonomy places the organism in Eukaryota, Metazoa, Arthropoda, Insecta, Diptera, Culicidae. Gene Ontology annotation, molecular function: protein binding; RNA binding. The record is from RefSeq and is a predicted model, not a curated record. Bases 117 to 1172 code for a protein of 351 amino acids. The transcript has 2 exons.